Molecule: messenger RNA, 972 nt
Organism: Hordeum vulgare subsp. vulgare (domesticated barley)
Lineage: Eukaryota; Viridiplantae; Streptophyta; Magnoliopsida; Poales; Poaceae
Product: non-specific lipid transfer protein GPI-anchored 11-like
Exons: 2
Coding region: 202-894 (230 amino acids)
Source: RefSeq, a predicted model, not a curated record
GUCAACCGCAGAUCAUUGUUAGUUACUUGUUCUAUUUCGGAAUUUCCUACUCGUACAAAUAGACAGAAAAGCAAUAAUCUCGCCGAGUCUUCGUUUGACUGAACAUUUGUGCUGCACUCUGUCCUAUUUAUAAAUGCUCUAGCUACGAACUAAACAGAUGGGUAGAGACAGGGAGCAGCCAGCACCUAUCGCGCUACCAGUAUGAUCUUAGUGCCACUGCCACCAACCAAGCCGCAACAACACUUCCGGUGCCGAUCAUCACACGCGGCCGCGGCCCUCCAUCUGCUACUUCUCGGUGUAGCAAUGGCGAGCGGCGCCGCAAGGGCGCACGCCGUCAACGCGCCGUGCUGCAACCUGCUCCAGGGGGUGAACCUGGUGCCGUGCCUGGCGAUGGCGGCGCCCAGCGGCGGCGCCGUGAACAUAAGCGCCGCCUGCUGCGCGUCGCUGAACGAGGCGCUCGACGCCGGCCGCCGCUGCCUGUGCUCGCUGCUGCUGGCCAACGGCGUGCUCGCCGGCCUCGUCGCCACGCUGAUCCCCACGCUGCCCAUGGUGCUGCCGCUGCCCGGGUGCUACCUCUGCGCCCCUCCUCUCGCGGCCUGUCAAGCAACGUUGCUGCCGACGGAUUAUGGUGCGUCGCCGGCGUCGGUGGCUGCGAGCGUGGGGGGUGCUGCUGCUGGUGUCGCGGUGAAUCCGCCGCCUCCUCAGGCCGCCGUUGCGCCACCGCCUAAGAAUGGUAGUGUGGCUGGGAGGAAGGAUGGUGGGAGGACGGACGGGGGCGCCGGUAAUGGCUCAACGGAGGAGCAGAGCGUUAGAAGGAGCGACGCGUUUGUCAGUGAGGGUAGGAUGUACAUGCUGAUCUUCGCGGUGGUCAUAGCUGUAUUUUUCUUCGAUUAAGUUGCCUGCCCAUGGUUCCAUAGGAUUAAUGAUAGAUUAAUCUGAUUGACUUGAGUAAUGCAGUAUCUUUACCAUGGA